Molecule: messenger RNA, 2097 nt
Organism: Aspergillus nidulans FGSC A4
Lineage: Eukaryota; Fungi; Ascomycota; Eurotiomycetes; Eurotiales; Aspergillaceae
Product: putative MFS transporter Fmp42
Exons: 2
Coding region: 1-2097 (698 amino acids)
Cellular component (GO): membrane
Source: RefSeq, a predicted model, not a curated record
AUGUCACUUCCUCGAGUCUCCUACUUGGAGUCGUGGGAGAACAAUCCAGCCUUAGUUCGUCGUCAUCAAGAUCGCGACCAGAGCCCUGGCCGAGCAGUCCACCGUGACGAUGACGAAGAGUCCUACCAUGACAUUCCGGACAGCUCAGUAGCGUCCUCGUUUCCAUCAACCACCGAUCUUCCUUCUUCUCGGCAUCGCCUGAAUUUCAACCCGUAUGGUGGUUUGGGAUGGACUCAGGCCGUCGGGGCGGAAGAUGAUACCAAUGUUCUCUCGAAGGCGUCCUCCAUUGUUUCGAGGCAAGGCCAGGCCGAUCGAACGGCUGAAGCGGGACGCGUGCGACAAUCUGGGGAUUCGCAGCUCGAAACCUGGGGGCCCUUAGAGACCACUGGUGCUUUCGAAGUUAGCAAGGCAAAGCGAGUUGUCCAGGUGUCCUUUGCCGUGAUAUACUGUUUCCUUGCCGCCGGAAUAGUGUUCGGAUUUGCGGCGAUCAAGCCGGUAUUCAUCCGUGAAGGGGUCUACCAUGAUUUCUGCUUUGAAGGAGAGGAUAUUUGCUAUAGACAGGAACUCAGCCUCAACCUGAUGUUCACGAUAGCGGCUGUGGCGACAAAUGUGUCUGCGCUCCCGGUCGGAACCAUUCUCGACACAUACGGCCCACGAGUCUGCGGAAUUAUUGGCAGCACGCUUCUUUUCACCGGAGCACUCCUCCUUGCUCUUGCCAAGCGCCUCCCGUUCGACGCCUACGUUCCAGGUUAUCUCCUCUUAGCUUUGGGAGGGCCGUUCAUUUUCAUUUCAUCCUUUCAGCUCUCGAACACCUUCCCAGCCAGGUCCGGGCUGAUCCUUUCUGCCUUGACUGGUGCUUUUGAUGCCUCGAGUGCCUUAUUCCUUAUUUUUCGGAUCAUAAACGAGAAGACGAAUGGCGUCUUCUCGACUCAAAAAUUCUUCUUGGUUUACCUUGUAGUUCCUAUAUUCAUAAUGAUUGCGCAGUUGUCGGUCAUGCCAAAGACGUCAUACAAGACGGCUGGAGAGCUCGUUCAACAAGCGGAAGACCACAUCAUCGCCGAAGUAACGGACCGUGUCGACGAACAAAUUCUAGAUCGCGACGAAGGCGAGAGACAGCGGAAUGAUCGUCGGAUGCACCGACAGAGUAUCGUCAGCAAAAUCCAGGACCUUCUAGCCGACGAAGCCAAUGCAUCUACUAUAAAUGAUCUUGGCUUAGCAUUGAACGACGGUAGAGACACCAACGAGGCCAAUACGACCCCAGCCAGGCCUGGACCAAGUGUCCCGAACAAGCACAUGGGUGGCGGCGUCUGGGGUGCAAUGCAUGGCUACUCUGCUGUUGAGCAAAUCCGCUCUCCGUGGUUCGUUCUUAUCACGGUCUUUACCGUCUUGCAAAUGCUCCGGAUCAAUUACUUCGUUGCAUCCAUCAGACAGCAGUACGAAUAUUUAUUCGGCUCGGCUGAGGACGCGCGGCAUAUUAAUGAACUAUUUGACUUCCUGCUGCCACUUGGCGGUCUUUGCGCCGUUCCGUUCAUUGGGACCAUCCUCGACAACGCUAGCACUCCGUUUGUCCUUUUCGUCCUGGCCGCAACGGCAACUGUAAUCGGCGCGCUAGGUUGCAUCCCAAAUAGUUACCUAGCGGCCUACGCCAAUAUUAUCCUCUUCGUCAUCUACCGCCCAUUCUACUAUACGGCAGUGUCGGACUACGCCGCCAAAGUCUUUGGUUUUCACACAUUUGGUAAAGUAUACGGGCUGAUUAUCUGUGUCGCGGGCCUGGGAAACUUCGCUCAGGCUGGCCUGGACGCCCUCACAUUUACGGUAUUCAAUCGCAAUCCAAUCCCAGUCAACCUCAUACUUACUAGCUUCACGGCCGUGGCCGGUUUCGCGCUCAUGCUAUUCGUUGGGCGCAAAGCGGCUGUUAUGUCUGCGUCGAAUGAAUCUGAGACGCGGGCGGACCCGGAAGUUGCCUCCUUAAUCCACAAUUAUGACGGCGUCGCGGCCCGAGACUGGGAGCGGGAGCGGCAGCCCCUUCUUUCGCCACGUUCAGUGCCUAGACCGCAGCCACAAUCUGCGUCUUAUGGGAGCAUGAGGUCUCCUUGA